Triplophysa rosa is the source of this 2097-nucleotide messenger RNA. RefSeq lists its product as uncharacterized. Gene Ontology annotation, molecular function: protein binding; DNA binding. The coding region runs from base 515 to 1807 and encodes 430 amino acids. Lineage: Eukaryota; Metazoa; Chordata; Actinopteri; Cypriniformes; Nemacheilidae. The transcript has 12 exons. The record is from RefSeq and is a predicted model, not a curated record.
AGCAGAAGCUGGAGAAAAGAAAGCAACGAUAUGCUGAAGAAUGGAUUUCCAAGCAAAGAAAAAACGGCAGUGUCAAUAAAGUCUAUGAUGCCACAUAUCUUCUGCUGUUCCACUUUGAAAGACAGUCUUGAAUUGUCAAUAGUGGAUACAGAUCAGUGUAUAGAACAUAUCCACUAGAGGUCCUGUUGUUGACGCAGUCCGAUCGGUGUAUGACUGCGAGAAAGAUUCAAAAUCAGACACGCCUGUUUACUUGUUGUUGUUUUUUUGGAUAUUGAAACAAAAGGAUACAGAACGCCUUAUAUUUCAAGACGAAUGGACAUGAGAAAUAAAGAAAACACCAACCUCUGUGAUGCUGCACAUUAUAUUUGACAUUAUAUUGAUAAGCUGGUUGAAGCCUGAAGAACUGACCUAAGAUUGGCUCCAUAAGUGGGAAAUUUUAGAUCGAUACCCAGUCGCCCUCCUUGCCAAGAGAACAACACGAGGUUUUUCUGCUGAGUGCUUGUGUCCGUGGCAGAUGGACACAGAAGAUGUUAAGGAUGCCUUUGAUAAAAUAAAGCGGAUAUAUGAAAGUCUUCUUAAUGGAUUUCCAGGAGACAUCCGUGACGCGUUCCCUAAAAAAGGUCCGCCUGGAAACAAGAAGAAGCCAUCUGAUCGAAGAACAGUGUCUGUGACACAUGAACCGCCAGAACCAAACAGUGCGGACACAUUAGUUAUAAAGACCGAGACUUCACCACUAAACCAAGAUGCUCUCCCUUCCAGCAUCACAGUGGAUGUGUCAGAAGAACCAGCAGCAUUUAACAGUGAGGACACGACAGUAAUAAAAACAGAGACUUUACUACUAAACCAAGAUGUUCUUCCUUCUAAAAGCACAGCCCUCGCCCCCUCUGCUGGUUUUAAACCGGCUCCUGCGAAGUUGUGGAGUUCCCCACGAAACCGAAAACAACCGAGGCACGCAGACGCUAGUGAAUGCUCGAUUCAUCAAGAGGAAACCAGUUUCCCCUCCAAAAAAAUACUGAGGAGAAGAAUCAGAGAGGAAAGUGAAAGUGAGGGACUCUUAACCCUUGUUCACGUGGAGCCGGAGGCAUCGACCAGCGGCAGCAGCAUCCAGUCUGUGUCUCCUGUGCCCGUCUCCGCUAGAUGUGCCUCCGUGGGGAAGAGGAGCGCAGAGCCGGAACUCCCUGAAUUCCAGCAGAGCUUUCUGAGUAAACCCAAAGACUAUGACGAACUUUAUUUCAUGAGUCUUGUUGGAAUAUUCAAAAGAUUGUCUCAAAGGAAAAAAGCUGAAGUGCGGAUGAAAAUAGAGCGAAUUCUCUAUGAAGCAGAGUUUGAAAUGCUCGAUUCAUCAAGAGGAAACCAGUUUCCCCUCCAAAAAAAUACUGAGGAGAAGAAUCAGAGAGCUCAAAAGAUCGCCUUCUCAGCUGGACUUCUGGCAUGUGGAUCAGGACACACUGGGCCUGUUGAUUACAAGAAAACUCUGGAAUAUAAGAAAGUAAUCAGUAACAUUGGAAAUGCCUAUGACCCCGAUACUGGUGUUUUCACAGCCCCAGUAAAAGGAGUCUAUUACUUCAGAUUUUAUGCUCAUUCACACUCUGGAAACCAAAUGGGCGUCAGUCUUUUAAAGAACACUCAGGUCCAAGUCUCUGUGUAUUUUUGGAAGCCUACCACCAAUGGGAACGCAAGCAAUGGUGUUGUUCUUACCCUGGAACCUGGUGAUCGAGUUUAUACAGAGCUCUGGGAGAACUGCUGGGUUUUCGAUAAUGAAAGAAGCUACACCAGUUUCAGUGGUUUUAUGAUUUUUCCUUUGUGAAUGUCUUAUAUGACAUCUGGUAAAUCUUGUAGACGGUCUGCUCUGAAGAUGAUAUAAAUUGGCUUAAACUAGUGCUGUCCAUCGAUUAAAAAAAUGACACGUUUUUUCUGUGCUUAAACACGAUUAAUCACACAUAACAUUAAUGUUUUUAAUUUUACUUUUACAUUCUAAUAAUUUCACAUUUAAUCUCCAAAUGAAUGUAGAAACAACAGAUUUCUUUAACAGCAUCAUUUUAUGAAUAAAGUCCAUGGCUUUGACUCAGGUGCGUUUAUAGGUUGUGCUUAGCCUAC